This is a messenger RNA of Neopsephotus bourkii (Bourke's parrot), 1313 nucleotides long. It is a transcript of the gene FBLIM1, whose product is annotated as filamin binding LIM protein 1. Gene Ontology annotation, molecular function: filamin binding. Gene Ontology annotation, cellular component: focal adhesion; stress fiber. The transcript is spliced from 7 exons. Gene Ontology annotation, biological process: cell-cell adhesion. Bases 243 to 1253 code for a protein of 336 amino acids. The record is from RefSeq and is a predicted model, not a curated record. Lineage: Eukaryota; Metazoa; Chordata; Aves; Psittaciformes; Psittacidae.
GCGAUUUUGGCUGCUGCCUCACCGGGACCCUUUACCCUGCGUCCUCCCAGGCACGAGGCUGUUUAUUGCCGUGACGUGGGACGGGGACACUCGCUCCUUCUCCCUUUCCGGGAAGGCGAGGAGGGAGGCGGCUGAGGCUGAAGGGCAGCAGGGCCUGGGGAGCUCCCGGUGUGCCCACAGGUUCUGCUCUCUCAUUUGGCCCUAAAACCGAGCCCAGGUCCGGCCCGUCCGUGCUUUCGGCGAUGCUGCCGGGGAAGGCGGAGAAGAGGAUGGUUUCAUCGGUAUUCAUCACCCUGGUGCCACCACGGAGGGAGGAGGCCACCAAGGAGAAAACCCAAAGGGAGCUGCGGCCAGAUGGGGACAAGGUCCCCGGCACCCAUCACCCCUGGACCCCGCUGCCCCGGCCCCCUGCAUUGCCCAAUGGAGAAACCCGCCCAGCAGCCCCCGUGCCUUCAUCCCCGACGGUCCUUGUCCUCUCCGAAGCUCCCCAGCCCUUGUCUGCAGAGACACUGGUUCCGGCGCUGCAGCAAAUGGACCUGGCAGCACCCGCUACCCUCCAGGCCCCUUCUGCCCUCCCUGCCGAAUUGAGGCCGCCCAAAUUCUGCCAGGAGCAAGCUGGCAAGCUGCAGCAGCGGGAUGCAAAAGGGUACCCAGAGAGGGACAGCUCCAGAGACAUCUGCGCCUUCUGCCACAAGGCACUGGGGCCGCGGGAGCCCACGGUGGAGGCGAUGGGGAAGCAGUACCAUGCUGAGUGCUUCACCUGCAGGACGUGCCCCCGGCUCCUGGCUGGGCAGCGCUACUACCAGAAGGAUGGGCGCCCCAUGUGCGACGCCUGCUACCAGGCCACACUGGAGAAAUGUGCCAAGUGCAAGGGGCUGAUCACGGAGCGCAUCGUCCGUGCCCUGGGCAAAGGCUUCCAUCCUGACUGCUUCUCCUGUGCUGCCUGCGGCCGGGCCAUUGGUGCUGAGAGCUUCGCUGUGGACGAGCAGGAUGAGGUGUACUGCGUGGCCGACUUCUACAGGAAAUACGCUGCGGUCUGCAGCGCUUGUGAGCGCCCCAUCAUCCCCCACGAGGACAAGGACACCUACAAGAUUGAGUGCCUGGGACGCAGCUUCCAUGAGAGCUGCUACUGCUGUGAGAGCUGCAGGACACCCCUGUCACCAGAGCUGACGGAGGAUGGGUGCUACCCCCUGGACAACCACCUCCUCUGCAAGUCCUGCCACAUCCGCUGGCGAAGCGAGUCAUCCUGCUAAAACCCUGUGGUUCAACCUCCAUCGUCCAGCCCUGGGCACCAAACGGGGUGCAUCCACUAG